AGCGCUACGCCGCCGCCGAGAGGUCCGGGGGAAAAAGUUUCUUUGGAGGUGAACACUGGAGUCGCGGAACUCGGGGCGUCGCUUGGGGCCGGGGUGCGCGCGCAGGGUGUCCCCGGGCUGAGGUGGGACGAUUCUCCUGGGCCGGGGUUGCAAAGCGCGGACCCGGGCUCCGGGAGCUCCCGGCCGGCGGCGAUCUCCCCCAACAAAGGAUCCCUGGGGCGCCCGCCCUCGAGGGCCUCCCCGCCCCCGGAUCCGAUCGGCCCUUAACCCCGGCCGGGUCCCUGCAGAGGCGGCUCCCGGGCGGACGUCCCUCUCACCCACCGGGCCCCGCGUCUGAGUUCCUGGAGCGGCCAUGUCCCACGGCCCCAACAAGCAGCCCGGCUCGGCCGCCGCGCCGGCGGGUGGCAAGGCUCCGGGCCAGCAUGGGGGCUUCGUGGUGGCGGUCAAGCAAGAACGUGGCGAGGGCCCGCGUGCCGGCGGCGAGAAGGGACCCCACGAAGAGGAACCUGUGAAGAAGCGAGGCUGGCCCAAGGGCAAAAAGAGAAAGAAGAUUCUGCCAAAUGGGCCCAAGGCCCCUGUCACCGGCUAUGUGCGCUUCCUGAACGAGCGGCGGGAGCAAAUCCGCACCCGACACCCGGACUUGCCCUUCCCGGAGAUCACGAAGAUGCUGGGUGCUGAGUGGAGUAAGCUACAGCCUGCUGAGAAGCAGCGGUACCUGGAUGAAGCCGAGCGGGAGAAGCAGCAGUACAUCAAGGAGCUGCGUGCCUACCAGCAGUCAGAAGCUUACAAGAUGUGCGCGGAGAAGAUCCAUGAGAAGAAGGUCAAGAAAGAGGAUACGGGCUUGGGGCUAAUGAACACCCUCCUGAAUGGACACAAGGGUGGGGACUGUGACGGCUUCUCCACCUUCGAUGUCCCCAUCUUUACCGAAGAGUUCCUGGACCAAAAUAAAGCGCGCGAGGCGGAGCUGCGGCGCCUGCGGAAGAUGAACGUAGCCUUCGAGGAGCAGAACGCGGUGCUGCAGCGGCACACGCAGAGCAUGAGCAGCGCGCGGGAGCGUCUGGAGCAGGAGCUGGCGCUGGAGGAGCGGCGGACGCUGGCGCUGCAGCAGCAGCUCCAGGCCGUGCGCCAGGCGCUCACCGCCAGCUUCGCGUCGCUGCCGGUGCCGGGCACAGGCGAGACCCCCACCCUCAGCACCCUGGACUUCUACAUGGCCCGGCUCCACGGCGCCAUCGAGCGCGACCCUGCCCAGCAUGAGAAGCUCAUUGUCCGCAUCAAAGAGAUCCUGGCCCAGGUCGCCAGCCCCAUCCUGAAUUCCCAGCUGAGGUGGGAUCUGCCUCAGUCUCCCCAGGCUUUGCAGGGACCUUCUCACUGAGUCACCUCUCUCCUGCCACAGCGAACACCUCUGAAGUCAUCACUGCACAUGGCCACCCACCGUGGAGGGGCUGGGGUCACCCGAAAGUUCCUACAGCACUCUCCAGCCCUGACUCUUCCCAGCACCCUGACCCCUGUGUGACCUCCAGAACCCCCUGAGUGCUGGCCUGGGGACCCAGGUGGUCCUUAUUCCACACUACAGGCUGUGGGGGGUCGAGACACCAACCUCUCUGGAACCCACAGUGGCACCCAUGCCUGGUGUGUGGAAAGUGGGGGUACAUGUGCAUUGCUCCACUGGCUUGCUGGACUCCCCAUGGUGCUCAUGUGCCCCAGCUUGGCACUGGGGUCCCCCUGGGCCAGCAGCUGAGAGAUCCUGGUAGAGGGACCCCUUCACCUCUGCUCAAUUUGGACUUUUGAAAUAAAUUGUAAAGUUUCCAGUU
Messenger RNA from Suncus etruscus (white-toothed pygmy shrew), 1811 nucleotides. RefSeq names its product high mobility group 20B (gene HMG20B). Gene Ontology annotation, biological process: regulation of gene expression. The record is from RefSeq and is a predicted model, not a curated record. Gene Ontology annotation, cellular component: nucleus. The coding region runs from base 353 to 1372 and encodes 339 amino acids. NCBI's taxonomy places the organism in Eukaryota, Metazoa, Chordata, Mammalia, Eulipotyphla, Soricidae. The transcript has 9 exons.